AUGGCCUCUGGUGUUUCCCGCCUCUCCAAAAUCGCGUUCAUGACGCGACUCAUCGUCGUGCUCGUUUCGAAUGGAAGACCGCUGCAGGGAGCAGCCAAUCCGUCAUUUUACGACAGGCCCACAGCGCAGUCGUCGCUCGGCGACCCCGCUACCAACCUUCGGAGCUCCCGCGUGGUCAUGUCUCGAGCACCGCAAGCACCGAAGCUGCGGCUCUCUGACGAAGCUGUCCGCAAGACACCGGAGACGACGUCUCCUUUGGUUGCGAAGACGGUGGACACGGGGAAUCGUGUGGGAGUGUCGUGGACGCCAUUGUUGCCGUUGCGUCUCUCGUGCUCACGUGAACCGAGGACGACGUCAGGGCUGGGUUCUCGUCAGGGAUGUCAAUCCAUGUUUCCUCACUUGUGGGCCCGAUCCCCGCGAGACUCGCUAUCGUCUGCAGCAGACUUUCCGGUACAGCAUCACGAGCGGGAGUACUGGAGUAGACGUCGGAAGGAGCACGUGAAGCUUUCGUGCUGCUCAUCAAAUGCACGCGCCGCCUUCCUUGAGCGCCGCCUCCGACCCUCGGUCUUUCCGUGCGCCGGGAAAGGCGCAGACCAGUCGGCUGUAGACAGCACUUCGACGACGGCGAUAACCGCGGGGAUGUACGGGGAGCACGGUAGAAACCCGCCCCAGGGGAUUCCUUCAGAGACGUUCUAUCCAAGAUUUCCGGUGCCCUCGAGGAGCUCGAUCGGCUCUGGGUCAAGGUUGAGAGCUGGCCCGUCACUACUUCCUGAUGCAGUGCGGGUCGACCACGGUCCGUAUAGUCGCCCCACCCCGUUGUAUGACACAGAGAAUGUGCAUAUAAAGGAGUCCAAGAUCGACGAGGGGACGCGGAACAGGAGGACGAGACGACGCAGAGGAGAGGUCGCGGAGGUCGCGGAAGCAGCACCAAUGGCUCCACGCACGCUCGCAAAGAGCACUUCUGUCGGGCCGUAG
This is a messenger RNA of Epithele typhae, 975 nucleotides long. RefSeq lists its product as uncharacterized. The coding region runs from base 1 to 975 and encodes 324 amino acids. Lineage: Eukaryota; Fungi; Basidiomycota; Agaricomycetes; Polyporales; Epitheliaceae. The transcript is spliced from 11 exons. The record is from RefSeq and is a predicted model, not a curated record.